Molecule: messenger RNA, 501 nt
Organism: Coffea arabica (coffee)
Lineage: Eukaryota; Viridiplantae; Streptophyta; Magnoliopsida; Gentianales; Rubiaceae
Source: RefSeq, a predicted model, not a curated record
AUGACGUAUAAAACACCAAUCGGAAUGUCUCCGUAUAGGUUGGUUUUUGGUAAGAUGUGUCAUUUAUCUGUGGCAAUUGAGCAUCGUGCGUUUUGGGCAGUUAAGCAGUGCAAUUUGAACACGGAUAGAGAUGGAAAGGAAAGAAAGCUCCAACUUCAAGAGUUGGAAGAGAUCCGCUUAGAAGCUUACGACAAUGCUCGAUUGUAUAAAGAGCGCACCAAGUCAUUCCAUGAUCGACUAGUGCGCACCAAGCAUUUCUCUGUGGGGCAAAAGGUACUUCUGUUUAACUCCAGGUUGAAAUUCAUGCCGGGUAAGUUGCGGUCUCGAUGGAUGGGGCCAUAUGCUAUUGUCAACAUUUUUUCCAACAGUGUCGUUGAAAUCCGAAGUUUAGAGACUGACAAGAGUUUUAAGGUUAAUGGUCAUCGUCUCAAGCCGCUCAUCGAUAUUUCAGACAUUGGCACUAUGGAGGAGGUCCAUCUGCUCGACCACAAUUCGAAUUAA